AUGACACCGGCUAGUGCACAGACUAAACCCGAUUUCUUUACUGCCUUUUACUUUCAGCAAUGGAAAAAUUGUGGUCUGCGAGAGGACUUCUACCUCCCAAAACCAAAUAACUACGUACCCUCUGAUUUCACACUUAAAACAGAAAUCAAGGAUGGCGAGACUGAUGAAGAUGUUUCUCCAAUACCACUGCGGCAUGAUCAGGGCUCGCGACUCUGGUUCAAAGCGGACAAAGAGCAUAGACUGCCCAAGGUCUUUGUUAACUUUAACCUCAUAAGGUAA
Molecule: messenger RNA, 279 nt
Organism: Dibothriocephalus latus
Lineage: Eukaryota; Metazoa; Platyhelminthes; Cestoda; Diphyllobothriidea; Diphyllobothriidae
Source: the annotation of a GenBank genome assembly